Messenger RNA from Lycium ferocissimum, 3133 nucleotides. RefSeq lists its product as uncharacterized. The record is from RefSeq and is a predicted model, not a curated record. The transcript has 8 exons. Bases 1885 to 2493 code for a protein of 202 amino acids. NCBI's taxonomy places the organism in Eukaryota, Viridiplantae, Streptophyta, Magnoliopsida, Solanales, Solanaceae.
GAACGUAUGUCAAAAAAAAAAAACCCUGAUUUUGCCAUUACCAUCUCUCCAUCAGAACUCCUCUUCUUGGAUUCUCAUCUUCUCUGUUUAUAUUGUAUUUUGGUCUUUUUCAACUGAAUUAUCAAAAUAUUGGGGUAGUUAAUUUCUAGGGUUGAAGCUGCUAAAUGGUUUGAAGAAGUGGUUGUUUGAGAAAUCUAAGAAGACAUAUUUGAGACAUCAUUAGCUGAAGAAAUUGUAUGUUCUUUCUUUGAUUAUUUUUGGAUUUCUUCAAUUAUCUUCAAUCCGUGAGGUGUGGGUAAAUAUCUUCAGUUAAUAUCUUAUUUUUUUCUUUAAUCCGUGAGGUGUGGGUAGUGUAUUUGAUAUAAGCUAAGUUCAGGAAACUCCUAUAUAGGCUAAAAAAUUGUUGAAUGCAACUAUUUUAGAACCCCUUUUGUGAUAUUCAGCAAACAAUUAAAUUGGGUCCUUUAUCGAAGUGGGUUUGAAAUAAUUUUAAGCUUUUUGGUUGGGUCUUUGCUUUGCUUGGUUCUACAAUAUCACUUUUCUUCCCUAUUGUGGUUGCCAAAAGGAAAAGCUGAGAUUUUCCUUUUUCCUUUUAUUUUCUCUGCAAUUUCACUCUUGUUGGGUGCAUUUUAUAGUGAUGAUUUUAUAUAGUAUCGUGAAAUUGUUUUUUCUGGACCUAAUGUUGGAUCUAAACUUGUUUCUUGUUGUAAUUUUGUGUAUAACUUUAAUCGACCAUAUCUUGAGUGACUAAAAAUUACCAUGGAAGUGGCUAUAAAGUAUAGAAAGUUUAUCUUUUUCUCAACAUGGUGUUUUUGAAUGCCUGAAAAGAUAUAGUUAAAAAGCCAGAUUAUUGCUGCUCUGAUUCGUAAAUGUAGUUACAGAGGAAAAUUUUGUUGGUUUCAGUUAGUAGAAUAAUGUAUUUUUGGAAGAAUAUUCAUGUGAUUAAAUUCAAAGGAGAAGGCAUUAAGUCAAAUAGUAAAUGAAGAAAUCUCUUUAGGUUCAUAUAGCGUAUUUUAUUGCUAUUCUAGAUCCUAAAAUUUGAAAUAAGCCAUCUGCCAGAUGUAAAUAAGCCUAUAUAUUGUCAUAUAAUUGCUUGACCUAUUGGUUUCUUGUUGAUGAUGUGAAAAGAAUUCAAUGGUCUUGGCUAACAGGAAAAAGAAAGUUUUUUUCUUUAAAGGUUUUGAUUGUUCUCCCAGAAUCCUAAGUGUUCUUCUACGACACUUUGUCACUUCGUAGACGAUUGGUUCGACAUCGCAGAGCCCAGUUUUUUCUUUAAGGGUUUUGAUUGCUCUCCUAGAAUCCCAAGUGUUCUUCUACAACACUUUGGUCACUUCGUAGAUGACUGGUUCGACAUCGCAGAGCCCGUGAAUCGCUAGUGUGAGAGACUUGAGUAAUCAUGAAUCAAGACGGGAGUUCAAGAAAAAGCAAGAGAGUUAAGAACUCAAACUUCAUUCCACCUGGAUCAGUUGCAUCUUUGCUAAGCCAAAGGGUUUUGAAUCAUAGGCACAAGCCAAACUCAAAAUACAUUUCAGAUGUUCAUGUUACAAAGUCAAAUGAAAAGCAUUACAAGCACAAGCAGAACUCAAACUACAUUCCAGCUGGAUCUGAAGUGGAACAAGUGCAGCAAGUGUGUCCCGAUUCUAUCUAUCCGCAAAGACAAACAACGGACAUGAGCAAGUCUUGUUGGAUUCCACCAUCGUCGAAUCGGGAGAAGCACAAGAACAAGUGCAACAAACCUCACAACUUUCCAAAGUAUUCCCCGCAUUACAAGCAGUUAAUGAACAAAUCCAACAAGAUCCACAUGAUUCUACUAAUCUUGAAGCAAAUGACCAAUCUGGGGAAGGAGGCCCUUCCACUCAGAAAAGAAAAAGAGGUGGAACACAAAUGCAAAGUGUACAUGGACGGAGUGAGCGCAAACUGAUCGUGCUAAAUGAGUUGCACCAACCCAUUGGUCCUACUGAAGCAAUUGUUAAAGAGUUGGGUAGCUUCCUCGGCACAUUGGCAAGGAAUGGGACUUUUUGUCCUCUUAAUGUGCUUAAAUGGAAGAAAUUGAAGACACAUGAUGAUAUGUGGAACUAUACCUUGGAUAAAUAUGACAUUCCUAAAGUAGCGAAAGAAUGGACUUUGCGAACAAUUCAACUUGCUUGGAGAAAGUAUAAGAAUGGGUUGAAGAAGAAACACUACUAUCGCUACGCCAAUGACGAACUUCGAAUGGCAAAAAGGCCUAAAGAAGUUUCAGAAUCUCAAUUUAAGGCUCUCCUCGAAUAUUGGAACUCCGAUGCGGCUCAAGACAUGUCCAAAAAAAAUACAGAGAAUCGAAAAAAGUUGAGGUAUCCACACACUGUUGGCAAAACAAGUUUUGCUAUAAUCCGUGAGAAAAAAAAGAAGGAAAAUCUCGAAGCUUUGUCAAGUAAGAGUUUUUUGUGGCUACUAGAAGAAGGAAACCGUGCCCAGUAUACAAGGACUCAUAUGAAGAUACGACUAGCAAAAUAGCUGAAAUGGAGAGAAUAGAAACUCAAGAAAGUGAAGAUGACAGUCAAUCAAUUGACGCUUAUGUAUCAGUAAUGGGACCUGAUCAUCCAGGUCGAGUAAGAUUGUAUGGACGUGGGGUUACCAAGACUCUCUUGAAAUAGAAAGCAGCGGAUUCUGGACCCUCUUCAAAUGUUAUUGAUGAUAUGGAGAAAAAAAUGGAGGAGAUAGAAGAGAGGAUGCAACAAAGAAUGCAGGAAAAAUUCAACGCUCAAAAGGAUACCAUGGAAAAAGAUAUUACAAUGAAAGUCAUUGCAAAAAUUCAGCAGCUAAAUCCAGAAUUCCAACUUGAUCCUAAUAUGUUAAGGUUCAGUGUUCGUUCGCCAGGAGAAGCUUCUUCUGCACCUGGUAACAAUCAAGGUGUCGAAAAUGAAGAAAGGGACGGAGACAGUGAAGACAUUGAUCUUACUUGAGAAGAUCUUUUAUGAAGAUUUCUACAUGUUCUAAAAAUCUUUUUGCUAUCGAACAUUUUGAAACUUAUCCUAAAUCUUGAAAUGUAAAACUUAAUUAUGCAUUUUGGGUUGAACAUUUUGCUUUUACGGGUAUAUAUGUUGGAUUAGGAAUGUUGGAUAUUUUGGAUUAUGAAAAAUUGUGUUUUCUGGUU